CGUGCGCUUCCAUGGUAACGCCACAAAUCAUACGCGACAACCAUCAUGGAUCCAUCGGACUGGAACGUUUUGCCAGACUUGGUUCUUUUAGAAGUAUUUUCUCAACUUGGGGAUGAGGAUCGAUUGACCACUGCGCUUGUUUGUAAAAAUUGGCAUCGAAUAUUUCAGAGUCCACAACUUUGGAGAACAAGGAGAGUGAUAUUUAGUGCAGAAAACCCUUUUACUGUAGCAACCAAGUCUUUAGGAUUCCUGAGGUCUUUUGGAAAAAACUUAAAACACCUUACUGUUGGAUUUUCAACUCCAACUUUUCGGAAUGCCAAACAAAUUUCGAAGGCUGUGGAAUUAUUUUUUAGAAAAGCAUCUCGUAUUUCGGACUUAAGAAUAAGCGAAUUUACACUUCAAAACGCCAACAUGGAGGUGCGCUGGCAUUUCAUUUUGUCUAGAAACCGUAUUGUUUCGGCUCUGUGUAUGUUCUUGAAAAGUUUACAAGAAGUGUCUUUAAUUAACCUUAUUGCAGCCAAAAUGUCGCUGACAGAUGGUUGUCGAGUGUUGGAAUCUCUUGGAAGAGGAAAGGCUUACAAGACUUUAAAAACGGCGUUUAUAGAGGACAUGUUCCAGGCUCAUGUUUCCCCAAACAGACACAAACGAUACACGUCGGCUAUUACUAGAUUUAAAAGUAUUUCAUGGAUGUAUACGAACUAUGAUACUAUUAAUAGCGUAAUCUUGUCGAACAUUUCCAAACAUAUGGGGAAAAAAUUUCAUAAGUUAACCUUAACAAUAGACUCUGAUGUCAGCUCAAAUAUAAUACAAAACAAAGAUUGGAACGAUUUUUUUAACAAUUGUCAAAAUGUGGAGGUUGUAUUGUACAUUUAUGCAUCCGCAUUUAAACAAGAUGUGCCAUCAAUUCUUGUUUCUGGGAUCCCAUUGAAGGAAAUAGACAUUGUUUCUUGGCCGUCCACUGAGAGUGCGCGAAGAGCACUAGAAUCGCAAAUUUCAAGAACUCUUGGUCAUAUAUCAACGACUUUUUGUCAUCGUUUAGAAUGCUUAACUUUGCACUUGGACCGGAAUCCGCCGAUUGACUCUGAUCUUCUGCUGGUACUCAGAAGAUGUCAACACCUUAAAGAAUUGAACUUGUACUGCAAACUCAAGGUUGAAACAGUCCAAGCAAUGUGCCAGAUGCAGCAGCAACGAAUGAUAGAUCUGCACGCCAUAACUCUGGCUAUACAUGGUUUGUCCGAGACUGAAUGGAGAACUCUGACCGCAGUCCGUGUGGACCUGAUAGAGGCUGUAAGCAGGCGCAAAUCACGAUUAUUGUGUAUUGGAAAUGUUGAAAAUUAAAGAAAAGGUUAAUCUA
Messenger RNA from Saccostrea cuccullata (small rock oyster), 1354 nucleotides. RefSeq names its product F-box only protein 39-like. The transcript is spliced from 3 exons. Lineage: Eukaryota; Metazoa; Mollusca; Bivalvia; Ostreida; Ostreidae. Gene Ontology annotation, molecular function: protein binding. The coding region runs from base 46 to 1338 and encodes 430 amino acids. The record is from RefSeq and is a predicted model, not a curated record.